AUGACCCGCUAUCUGAGAAGCCGUCCCCGAGCCAGCCAGCUCGAGCCGCUGUUUGCCACGGAGAAAGGGGAACCCAUGACCAAAGCCUGGUUCGCUACCCACCUCCACCUCCUCUGCCAGUCCUGCGGACUUCCUCCAGGUUGUUACACGUCUCAUUCAUUUCGCAUAGGUGCAGCUACAACCGCAGCUAUUACGACUCCUGUGUCCACCCUCAAAGCCAUGGGCCGAUGGUCGUCUGCCGCGUAUGAAUGCUAUCUGUGCCCCGAGUCUCAGGACAUUCUAGAAGCUCAGAAAACCAUGAGUAACCAUAACUUGGCACAUAGAUGUAAUUAAAUGAAAUAUAUAAAUAAAUACCCUGCAGAUAACUAUCCAUGCUUGGGCAACGAGUCUCUCUAACCCAUCUCUCUUUCGGCAGCUCUCACCUCCCCUUGCUAG
Messenger RNA from Xyrichtys novacula (pearly razorfish), 435 nucleotides. The record is from the annotation of a GenBank genome assembly. Lineage: Eukaryota; Metazoa; Chordata; Actinopteri; Labriformes; Labridae.